AGCAACCGAGCACAUAGCUAGAAAGCCUCUGAAAUCUGAAUUGCCAACUCCGAUCUUAGGAGCAGCAGCAAUGGCGAAGCUUUUCACAUUGCUGUUGGCCGCGGUGGUCGUGCUCUCGCUCCUGGUGAGCCCCAUUGCCUGCACCCGCAAGCUCAGCAAGCCCAAGCACAAGGCAAAGCCAAAGCCGGUCAGCCACAGGACGCCGGCGCCUGCGGCCAAGCCGAAGCCGAACCCGGUCAGCUACAAGCCGGCGGCGCCUGCUGUGGCCAAGCCUCCCCGCAGCAACCACACCACUAAGCACUCGCCGUCGAUCGUCUACGGCGGUGCCUGGCUGUCCGGCGCCGGCGCCACGUACUACGGCGCGCCCAAUGGCGACGGCAGCGACGGCGGCGCGUGCGGGUACCAGACCGCCGUCGGGAAGCAGCCGUUCGACUCGAUGAUCGCCGCCGGGAGCACGCCGCUGUACAUGGACGGCGAGGGCUGCGGCGCCUGCUAUGAGGUUAAAUGCACGACCAACGCGGCAUGCUCCGGCCAGCCGGCGACCAUUGUGAUCACCGACCGGUCCCCCGGCGACCUGUUCCCCGGCGAGGUCGUCCACUUCGACAUGAGCGGCACCGCCAUGGGCGCCAUGGCGAAGCCCGGCAUGGCCGACAAGCUCCGCGCCGGCGGCGUCCUGAGGAUCCUGUACCGGAGGGUGCCGUGCAAGUACCCCGGUGUGAACGUCGCGUUCAAGGUGGACCAGGGUGCCAACCCCUUCUACUUCGACGUGCUCAUCGAGUUCGAGGACGACGACGGCGACCUCAAGGCCGUCGACCUGAUGGAGGCCGGCAGCAACGUGUGGACGUCCAUGGCGCACAACUGGGGCGCCACGUGGCGGCUCAACAACGGCAGGAAGCUCAACGCGCCGUUCGGCCUCCGGCUUACCUCCGACUCCGGCAGGGUGCUCGUCGCCAACAACGCCAUCCCCGCCGCGUGGAAGCCCGGGAAGGCGUACCGCUCCCUGGUCAACUACCCCUGAAAAGAGGGAGUUGGAGGAGUCCAUGGCGGGCAAUGUGCGUCCGGAUGUCGCGAGAGGCAGCAAUGUCAGAAGUCUGAAGAGGAAGAGGAGGAGGAGGUUGAAGAAGAGAAUGGCGUUCUUCCCUCCCUCCACGGUCUCAGUGUAUGCAGUCCCCAAGUGAUGUGUGACUGUGUGAGCCAUGACUGUAAUUUCAUUUUUUUUUCCAUUCCGAUUUGUUAGUUGGUGCUGUACUCGAGGAAAGGGAGAAGCUUGUCUGAGUUGUGUGUUUUGACGUUUUUCGACAAUGAACUAGACCUUUCAGAA
This is a messenger RNA of Panicum hallii, 1321 nucleotides long. RefSeq names its product expansin-B11-like. The record is from RefSeq and is a predicted model, not a curated record. The transcript has 3 exons. The coding region runs from base 71 to 1018 and encodes 315 amino acids. Gene Ontology annotation, biological process: sexual reproduction. NCBI's taxonomy places the organism in Eukaryota, Viridiplantae, Streptophyta, Magnoliopsida, Poales, Poaceae. Gene Ontology annotation, cellular component: extracellular region.